Messenger RNA from Quercus lobata, 1719 nucleotides. Its product is annotated as putative disease resistance protein RGA4. Bases 1 to 1719 code for a protein of 572 amino acids. The record is from RefSeq and is a predicted model, not a curated record. The transcript has a single exon. Gene Ontology annotation, molecular function: ADP binding. Lineage: Eukaryota; Viridiplantae; Streptophyta; Magnoliopsida; Fagales; Fagaceae.
AUGGCUGAAGGAGUUUUAUACGAACUUGCAGGCAGAGUCAUUGAAGUGUUGACAGCUUUAACUCUCCACGAGAUUCAGUUGUCCUUGGGUGUCAAAGCUGAGCUUGAAAAUCUAACGAAUACGGUUUCCACCAUCCAAGCUGUGAUUCUAGAUGCAGAAAAGCGGAGUUCUCAUAACCUUGAGAUCAAAGACUGGCUUAGAAAGCUCAAAGAUGUCAUCCUUGAUGCAGAUGACUUGUUAGAUGACUUCUCCACUGAAGUUUUGCGGCACGAAGUGAUGGUUGGAGAUGUGAUGCCAAAGGAGGUAUGUAUUUUCUCUUCAAGUUCAAACCAGCUUGUUUUUAGUCCUAAGAUGGGUCAUAAAAUAAAGGCCAUUAGGGAGAAAUUAAAUGGCAUUGCAGAUGAUAGGACCAAGUUCCACUUUAUGGAAAGCCCCAUUGAGCCUCAAAUGAUUAAUAGGGAAAGAGAAACUUAUUCUUUUGUACCAGAAGAAGAAGUUGUUGGGAGAGAAGAUGACAAAAAUGCAAUUGUAGAAUGUCUUUUGGAUAAUACUGUUGUAGAAAAUGUUUCAAUUAUUUCGAUAGUUGGAAUGGCUGGGUUAGGUAAGACCACACUAGCUCAACUCAUUUACAAUGAUAAGAUUGUUAAUAAAACUUUUGAGUUGAAACUUUGGAUUUGUGUCUCUAGUAACUUUGAUGUAAAACAAAUUGUUAAAGCAAUUUUAGAACAUUUGAUUGAUGAGAAGCUUAAAGAAAGCCUUGAAAUCUUGCAAACACAACUUCGAGAAAAACUUAAUGGAAAAAAAUAUUUGCUUGUCUUGGAUGAUUUGUGGAAUGAGGAUAAUAAUAAAUGGUUUCUCUUGAAAAAUUUGUUAAUGGUUGGUGCAAGGGGAAGUAGGAUAAUAGUAACUACACGCUCUGAAAAGGUAGCAAUGAUAAUAGGCACAACUUCAUGUUAUCCUCUAAAAGGCCUGACUAAGAGAAAGGCUUGGAGUUUAUUUGUAAAAAUAGCAUUUGAACAAGGCCAAGAACCAGAGAACCAAGCCCUUGUAAGCCUAGGAGAGGAGGUUAUGAAUAAUUGUGCUGGGGUACCUCUUGUUAUAAGAACAAUAGCAAGCUUACUACGAUCCAAGACUUCGGAAAAUGAGUGGCUGUCUUUUAAAAAUUAUGAACUCUCAAAAAUAGGUCAAGAAGAAAAUGAUAUCUCAUCAACACUUAAGUUGAGUUAUGAUCAUCUACCCCCAUACUUAAAGCAAUGCUUUGCUUAUUGUAGUUUAUUUCCCAAAGAUUACAAGAUUCAAGUAAAGAUGCUAAUUGAUCUUUGGGCAGCACAAGAUUUUAUUAAAUUAUCAGAUCCAAAGCAACGUGUGGAGGAUGUUGGUAGAGAGUACUUUAUGGUGUUACUUUGGAGGUCAUUUUUCCAAGAUAUAGGAAAAGAUGAACAUGGCAAUAUUAUAUGGUGCAAAAUGCAUAAUCUCAUGCAUGAUCUUGCAACUUUGGUGUCUGGGAUGGAAAGUGUAGUAUUAAAUUCAAGUGGGAACAUUGGUGAAAAAGUUCGUCAUCUAUCAUUUAAUCAUAUGGAUCCAAUCACCAAGCUUAAUGGAAGGAAGAUGCGAACAGUUCUUGCAUCUAGUGUUGGGGGAAAUUUGGGUAAUUUAACUUGUAAUGCACUUGUUUCAAAUCUUAAGUAUCUGCGCACGUUGGAUUUAAGCAAUUUAUGA